GCCGCAGGCAUGACCACUGCGGCGGCGGCGGCGGCGGUGGCCCGCGGUGCCGGGGUGAGGGCGGCGGCCGUGGCGGCCCUGUGGGGCGGUGGCGGCGGGACUGCGGCCGGGAGGCGGCCGCGCUCGGGCCCCGCUCGGCCCUUGUGCACCGCGCCCGGGACCGCCCCGGACAUGAAGCGCUACCUGUGGGAGCGCUACCAGGAGGCGAAGAGGAGCACGGACGAAUUGGUUCCUUCGAUUAUGAGCAACUUGCUGAAUCCAGAUGCCAUUUUCUCCAACAAUGAAAUGAGCCUGUCGGACAUCGAGAUCUACGGCUUCGAUUACGAUUACACCCUGGUGUUCUACUCCAAGCACCUCCACACGCUGAUAUUUAAUGCCGCUCGGGACCUUCUCAUCAACGAACACCGGUAUCCCGUGGAAAUCAGGAAAUACGAGUACGACCCCAACUUCGCCAUCCGCGGACUGCAUUACGACGUGCAGCGGGCAGUGUUGAUGAAGAUUGAUGCUUUUCAUUACAUCCAGCUGGGGACUGUCUACAGAGGCCUCAGCGUGGUCCCCGAUGAGGAAGUCAUUGAAAUGUACGAGGGGUCCCACGUGCCCCUGGAGCAGAUGAGCGACUUCUACGGAAAGAGCUCCCACGGCAACACCAUGAAGCAGUUCAUGGACAUCUUCUCCCUGCCAGAGAUGACCCUGCUGUCCUGUGUGAACGAGCACUUUCUGAAGAACAACAUCGACUACGAGCCCGUGCACCUGUACAAGGACGUCAAGGAUUCAAUUCGGGAUGUUCACAUCAAAGGGAUAAUGUACAGAGCAAUCGAAGCAGACAUUGAAAAGUACAUUUGCUAUGCUGAGCAGACCCGUGCAGUAUUGGCCAAACUGGCUGAUCAUGGCAAGAAGAUGUUUCUCAUCACCAACAGUCCCAGUAGCUUCGUGGACAAAGGGAUGAGGUAUAUUGUUGGGAAAGACUGGAGGGAUCUGUUCGAUGUGGUCAUAGUUCAGGCCGAGAAGCCAAACUUCUUCAAUGAUAAGCGGAGACCUUUCCGAAAGGUGAAUGAGAAAGGUGUCUUACUCUGGGAUAAAAUCCACAAGUUGCAGAAAGGCCAGAUUUACAAGCAGGGCAAUUUGUAUGAAUUUUUGAAGCUCACUGGGUGGAGAGGCUCCAGAGUGCUGUAUUUCGGGGACCACAUAUACAGUGACCUGGCGGAUUUGACCCUGAAGCAUGGCUGGCGGACUGGUGCAAUCAUCCCCGAGUUAAGGUCGGAGCUCAAAAUCAUGAACACGGAGCAGUACAUUCAGACCAUGACCUGGCUGCAGACCUUGACUGGCUUGUUGGAGCAGAUGCAGGUUCACAGAGAUGCUGAGUCGCAGCUGGUCUUGGAGGAGUGGAAAAAGGAGAGGAAGGAGAUGAGGGAGAUGACCAAGAGCUUCUUCAACGCCCAGUUCGGAAGCCUGUUCCGCACAGACCAGAACCCCACCUACUUCCUGAGGCGCCUGUCGCGGUUCGCGGACAUCUACAUGGCGUCUCUGAGCUGCCUCUUGAACUACGACGUCAGCCACACCUUCUACCCCAGGAGGACUCCCCUGCAGCACGAGCUGCCCGCGUGGUCCGACAGGGCCACCACCUCCAGGGCGCCCCUCCUGCAGGAGGCACAGGCCAAGUAACCCUGGCCCCCUGGGGAAAGGGCCAGAAGCAGCCCGUGUCCACUGGAUGGGGUGGACUCUGGGUGGGCCCAGUGGCUUUCUGAAGAGACACGGUAGGCUUUUGAU
Marmota flaviventris (yellow-bellied marmot) is the source of this 1767-nucleotide messenger RNA. RefSeq names its product 5'-nucleotidase domain containing 3 (gene Nt5dc3). The record is from RefSeq and is a predicted model, not a curated record. NCBI's taxonomy places the organism in Eukaryota, Metazoa, Chordata, Mammalia, Rodentia, Sciuridae. Gene Ontology annotation, molecular function: 5'-nucleotidase activity.